Fusarium vanettenii 77-13-4 is the source of this 1704-nucleotide messenger RNA. RefSeq lists its product as uncharacterized. Lineage: Eukaryota; Fungi; Ascomycota; Sordariomycetes; Hypocreales; Nectriaceae. Gene Ontology annotation, cellular component: nucleus. Bases 1 to 1704 code for a protein of 567 amino acids. The transcript has a single exon. The record is from RefSeq and is a predicted model, not a curated record. Gene Ontology annotation, molecular function: DNA binding.
AUGCCGCCGCUUGAUGAGGUUGAUCCUAAUGCCGGCUGGACUGUGGCCUCAACACCAAGGAAAAGGCCCGGCCCAAAGCCUAAGCCUCUUGAAGAGCGGAAGGUCAAGAGGAUCAUGCCAAUCCAACGCCCGGAGAGAAGCUAUUCACCGGAACAGAAGGCAGAAGUCCUCGUGUGGCUGAUCCACGGCCAUGUUAUAAGAAGAGGGUGGAAGAGGAAACCUACGCUUCGUGAUGCCGAGAAGCACUUCAAAAUACCCCUAACCACGAUCCACGGGUGGCACGUUAAGCGUGAGUCUUUCCUUGAAGAACAUAUCCGCAGACUUUGCCCUAAGUGGCCGGACCUUGAAGAUCGAGUAUACCUCUCUUUCUUAGAGCGCCGCGCCCAAGGGAAAGUAGCUACGACCUCCUGGUUCCGCCGGCACGCACAGGCUAUUUACAAGGAGUUAUACCCGGACCAAGCCUCCCGGUUCCCUUUCUCCACCGGUUGGUGGAGGGGCUUUCUUCGGCGUCAUAACAUUGUAAAACGACGAGUGACGAAGCAGUCAACUAAGCGGCCAGAGGAUUAUAUCGAUAUUGUGAAUAGAUUCUUACGAUUCGUUAGACGCAUCUCUACAUUAGGAUUCCAAUCUCGGGCUAUCACGAUGAUCCUAAACUCGCCAAAACGCCGCUUUUAUCGGCGCCUAAUACUCAACCUAGACGAGACCCCAAUACCAUUUGAGUAUCUCGAUGGCUUCACUUGGGAAAUACGCGGCGCAAAAUCGGUCUCUGGGAAAAGCGACCGCAGUGGAUGGAAUAAGCGCCAGGCCACCUUGAUUCUCUAUAUAUUCGCAGAUGGCGAAUUCAGGCUUCGACCGACUAUUAUAUUUCAUGGUACCCCUACCGAUGAAGGCGGCCAAAAUUACGAGAAGGAGCAGCAUCUUUAUUCCCCUGACGUCGACGUGGAGUUCAAUAAAACAGCAUAUAAUAACGAGGAGCUUUUUUCCUCCUGGAUUGACAACAAGCUUCUUCCCCUUAUUAAGGGCGAAGAAGAGGAUAUGUUGCUCGUGAUGGAUGCAGCCACGUUCCAUAAGACCGAAGGGAUUAAGAAGAAAUUAAGGGAUAAUAGUAUUUCCCUUGCCCUUAUCCCCCCUGGCUGUACGAGUCUUUUGCAACCCCUUGACACCGCUAUCAACGCUCCUUUUAAGCGGUGGUUACAGGAGGCAACUGACGAGUAUGUUGAGCGGAUGGAAAGAGAGAAAGGAGAGGAUUUUAACUGGUCAGUUAGUGAUAAGAGAGUUAUGGUUACUCAUGUGGUUGCUUCUGCUUUAAAGCGUCUUAAUGCACAGUCAGAGAUGGUCAAAAAAGCGUUCUUGAACUGCGGAAUAAGCGUACGCCCUGACGGGACCGAGGACUGGCUGAUCCGGAUCAAGGAUAUACCUUCUGAUCAGAUUGACUUCACUGGGUGGGAAGAAGCCGAGGAAGUCAUCGUCAAAGACGAAGACCCCGUGGAUCCCCUAUGUGACGAGGAGGAAUUCCUAGCUGCCGACGAUGACGAGCUUCUUCUGCGUACACGAUAUCACGAAGAAGUCAUCAAGCAGCUGCAAGAGCGGCUGCGGAAGAGGGGCCUCAAGGUAUCAGGGAAGAAGGCAGAUCUGAUCCAACGACUGCGAGAUGAUGAUGACUCGCAAAAUCCUCGAGAAGGAGAUACGAUAUAUAUUAGCUAA